This is a messenger RNA of Schizophyllum commune H4-8, 659 nucleotides long. RefSeq lists its product as uncharacterized. The record is from RefSeq and is a predicted model, not a curated record. NCBI's taxonomy places the organism in Eukaryota, Fungi, Basidiomycota, Agaricomycetes, Agaricales, Schizophyllaceae. The transcript has a single exon. Bases 200 to 580 code for a protein of 126 amino acids.
UGAACAGACGGUGGAGUUGAGCAAGCCAGCUGAAGAGGUGAGCAAUGUCUCCUACUGUCUCCCCCUUCUCUACCUGCCUCGCUAAUUCUCAGCGUCCCCUAGGAGGCGUACGCGUCUAUUUUGAAGCGUUCUAGAUGCCGACGAUCCCGGCGGCAGAGAGGUGUCAGGCGCUGUGGCAACAAAGAGGCGGGGCGGAAGUAUGCGCCGGACGACCGGUCCGCGCUCAAAUCCGCUGGUCACGCGCACCCCGCUCUCCCCCACGGCCUGCUCUCCCCAUUCACGUCCCCCGAGUGGCCCCGACGACCCUACCGCUUCGAUGGAAGACGCCACAGCGAUACAGUCAUCGAUAACCUUUGCUGUGAGGACGCCUGCGAGUGCCGUAGAGCAGAAGCACCGGUCUUAUCGCAGGAGAGCGCGACAAUGGGCGCCCCGGGGUGACGUCUUCGACCCCGCGUUGUUCUGCCCCUCAGGGAACCCGCGCGCCCGCGGGGUACAUCCAUCAGAUAUGAUCGCUCUCCGCAUUCUCCCCCUCACAAUCCCGCUACUGCAUAUGCCGGCUCAAAAUGCCGCCUGGCUAUAAAACCGCGCGAGCAUCCUGAGUCCCGGUGCGAAGUCUCCGUCCUUCACCCCCGUCCCCCUUCCCCUUCCCCUUCCCGGGU